Zonotrichia albicollis (white-throated sparrow) is the source of this 679-nucleotide messenger RNA. Lineage: Eukaryota; Metazoa; Chordata; Aves; Passeriformes; Passerellidae. The record is from RefSeq and is a predicted model, not a curated record.
GGCAUCCCAACGUUGCUGUAUGGAAUUGGCUCCUGGUUCUUUGCCCGUGUCACAGAGACUGUUCACACCAGCCAGGGCCCGGUCACCAUUUAUUUUCUAAACAAAGAAGAUGAAGGAGCCAUGUACUGAACUGAAUAGCUGUCCUCUGGUGGGUUCUGUGCUACAAAUAUCUGCUGCCUUUGACUAAAAACACCUAAAAAUUUGGUUUUUAUACUGUGUUCUCAUUCUCAGUGUGCUGUUUCAGGAAGCUGCCUGGACUUUUUGGUUGUGAGAGAUUUAUUUGUGCACAGGUGUGAGGAUGAAGAAUUAGAAUUUCUGAGGGUAUGUCUGGAGCUCAGGGACUGGUGCUGCUGGACAAACUUGUGAUCAUUUUAUUAAAGAGAUGCAUUUAUCAACUUAGAGAACUGAAUUGUAGCCUGUGAGCAAGGAAACUCUGAAUGCACUGACAUUUCCAGAAUGUCCCUGAAAAGAUAAAGCUGCUCAGGUGUAGAUCCUGUCUAGAUAUUUCAUAUUGAAUUAAUUGUCACAGGUGUAACUGUGUCUGAAUAAAUCCUUGGCACUGAGUGGUCACCAUCACCUGGAAGAACCUUUGGGGGGAAAAAAUCCCACCCUAAAACAAGUGCAAAAUGGCUGUAUCACAUUUCUUGAAAUGAUAUUUAAAUAAAAUGUCCAAACUACA